AUGGGACAAAGCCAUUCCAUGCCUCUGUCCCUGACCCUUGAUUAUUUGACAGAUGUCCGCUCAAGGGCCCAGAAUCUUUCUUUUUCAGUGAAACGCCAGACCUGGCAGACUCUCUGCGCUUCAGAAUGGCCCACCCUCAGAGUUGAAUGGAACACAGAAGGAUCCUUCCACAUCCCUUUAAUCUGCAAAGUCAGAGAUAUUGUCUUUCAGCCGGGGCCGCAUGGCCAUCCAGAUCAACAGCCAUAUAUCUUAAUCUGGCAGGACCUCUGUGAAUUUCCUCCCACAUGGGUGAAGCCUUUCCUUGUCCCAGCCCCCACUCCCACCCCUUCCCCCACCCGACUUACAGGGUUAGUCGAGUCGCUGAUGUUCUCACACCAGCCCACUUGGGAUGACUGCCAACAACUCCUGGGGACACUCUUCACAACAAAGGAAUGGGAGAGAAUCCUCCUGGACGCCAGAAAGAAUAUUAUCAGACCAGAUGGGAGGCCAACUCAACUUCUCAUCAUCAUUGAAGCUGGCUUCCCCUCGAACUGACCCAACUGGGACCCUAACACCUUUGAAGGUAGGGAGCAUCUGUCCACUUAUCGCCGGGCUCUUAUAGUGGGUGUCAGAGCGGCCGCCAGGUGGCCAACUAAUUUGGCCAAGGUAAGAGAGAUUAUCCAGGGGACUAAUGAAUCUCCCUUGAGGUUUCUGGAGAGAAUUAUGGAAGCAUAUAGGAGAUAUACUCCCUUUGAUCCUCAGGCAGAGGACCAAAAGGCAUCUGUUGCAAUGGCUUUUAUUGGGCAGGCUGCCCUGGAUAUUAAGAAAAAGUUACAACGUUUAGAUGGAUUACAAGAUAUGACCUUAAGAGAUUUAGUCAGAGAAGUUGAGAAAGUAUAUUAUAAGAGAGAACAAAAGGAAGAUGAAAGGAGAAAAAGGCAGACUAAAGCAUUGGCAAAGGUCCUGGUCGCAGCCGCAGAUAGACCAGAAGUUAAAAAGCAGGAAGUCAGGAAGGGAUACCUGGGCCCACGCCAAAAGCUGCCCCUGGCCUCGGAUCAAUGUGCCUACUGUAAAGAAAAAGGACACUGGGCCAAAGAGUGCCCCAAAAAGAGGCAGCCAUGCCAGCCUGUCAUGCUAACUCUAGAAGAUGACUAAGAAAGUCAGGGCUCGGAUCCCCUCCCUGAGCUCAGGGUAACAUUUGAAGUGGAGGGGACCCCAGUGACCUUUGAAGUAGAUACAGGAGCAGUAUAUUCAGCCCUAAAGACCCCACUGGGCCUUCUAUCUAAUAAAAGAUCCUUAGUUCAAGGGGCUAAUGGCAAUAAAUAUCUGGCUUGGACAACAAAGAGAACUAUGGACCUAGGAAGGGGAAAAGUCCACCACUCUUUCCUAGUAAUCCCAGAAUGCCCAGCCCCAUUGAUGGGCAGGGAUCUACUCACCAAGCUCCAGGCUAAAAUAACCUUUAACCCUGAUGGUCCCCAAGUGGAAUUUCUAAAUCCUUCAGUAAAACCCCCAGUCAUGGCUUUGACUAUGUCAGUAGAAGAUGAACAUCAACUCUUCACGGCCCCUGGGACUGAUCAAACAGCUCUCCACAGGGACCUCAAUGACUUCAGAACUGCACACCCUGAAGUCACCCUACUCCAAUAUGUGGAUGAUCUGCUGCUGGCAGCCAACAACAGGGAGAACUACAGAAUAACGCUGGGACCCCCUGCUCCACUCAACCCGGCUACAUUGCUGCCAGAAGAAUCAUCAGGACUCGUUGCUCAUGAUUGUCAACACAUACUGGCAGAGGAGACCUAA
Molecule: messenger RNA, 1776 nt
Organism: Marmota flaviventris (yellow-bellied marmot)
Lineage: Eukaryota; Metazoa; Chordata; Mammalia; Rodentia; Sciuridae
Source: RefSeq, a predicted model, not a curated record